UGCAGUGACUGUCAAUGUCAUACGCCAAUACCCUCCCCUUACCCCUGUGAUCUUUCUCUUUCCGAGUAGACCUCAACCAUGGCGGCCGGGGUACUUUAUACUUAUCCGGAAAAUUUUCGUGCUUAUAAGGCGUUGAUCGCCGCACAGUACUCCGGAGCCGAUGUAAAAGUAGCUCCUAACUUUGUCUUCGGCGAAACUAAUAAGUCAGAUGGGUUCCUGAAGAAGUUCCCGGCCGGCAAAGUACCAGCAUACGAAAGCUCUGACGGGAAAGUUCUACUUACAGAGAGCAACGCAAUUGCCUACUAUGUGGCAAACGCUACUCUCCGUGGGUCAGAUGUGGCCACACAAGCUGCUAUCUACCAGUGGGCAUCAUGGGCUGACAGCGAGCUGCUCCCUGCCUCUUGCGCCUGGGUCUUCCCUUACCUGGGCAUUAUGCAGUUCAACAAACAGAAUGUAGAGCGUGCAAAGACUGACCUGUUGGCGGCCCUGAAGGUUCUGGAUGACCAUCUCCUCACUCGCACAUUUUUGGUCACUGAACGCAUCACCUUGGCUGACAUCAUUGUCUUCACAACACUGAUACAUGCCUUCCAGAAUGUGUUGGACUCCAGCUUACGUUCCUCACUCGUGAAUGUACAGCGUUGGUUCUUGACGCUGGCCAACCAGCCUCAAGUGUCCUCUGUCACAGGAGCCAUCACCUUGUGUGAAGCUCCCCCCACAUAUAAUCCUAAGAAAUGCCUCGUGCAAUCCAAGAAGGAUGGUGAUAAGAAAGAUAAGAAGGCUGAGAAGAAGGAACAGCCCAAAAAGAAGGAGGAGAAACCAGAGCCCACAUUAGAUGAUGACAUUGAUGAGAAGCCCAAAGAGUCUAAGGACCCUUUUGACUCCAUGCCAAAGGGUACUUUCAACAUGGACGAUUUCAAGAGGUGCUACUCCAAUGAGGACGAGGCAGUGUCUAUCCCCUACUUCUGGGAGAAGUUUGACCCCGAAAACUAUUCUAUCUGGUACGCUGAGUACAAGUACCCCGAAGAGCUCUCCAAGGUGUUCAUGAGCUGCAACCUCAUCACUGGCAUGUUCCAGCGCCUGGACAAGAUGCGCAAGCAGGCGUUCGCGUCGGUGUGCCUGUUCGGCGCCGACGACGACUCCAGCAUCUCGGGCGUGUGGGUGUGGCGCGGCGCCGACCUCGCCUUCCCGCUGUCGCCCGACUGGCAGAUUGACUACGAGUCGUAUGACUGGAAGAAGCUAGACCCCAAGAGCGAGGAGACCAAGAAGAUGGUGCAAGAUUACUUCUCAUGGUCCGGUACCGACUCCAAGGGUCGCAAGUUCAAUCAGGGCAAGAUAUUCAAGUGAGAGGCAUUACGAGCUCCUAUGCCACCACUGACCUCAGUCCUCCCGUCUAUAAAAUGUUUAAGAAUAACUUUUUGAUACUACACUACAGAAUGUUUCUAUGAUCACAUAAUUUAUAUAUACAAUAAUAUAUGUAUAAGUUGUCUGAAUGUCAGUGCUAGGCUCGGUUGUUUUGUGUCUAGUUCUCUACUUGAGUGCUAGUCAUAUUUAUAUUGUAAAGCAAAUGCAUUUAUGUGUCUUAUCGAAACAGCCAUGAUUAUUUUCGCGAUUGUAUGAAGGUAACAAAUAAAAUUUGUUUUUUAUUUA
Molecule: messenger RNA, 1647 nt
Organism: Vanessa atalanta (red admiral)
Lineage: Eukaryota; Metazoa; Arthropoda; Insecta; Lepidoptera; Nymphalidae
Gene: eEF1gamma
Product: elongation factor 1-gamma
Exons: 10
Coding region: 79-1344 (421 amino acids)
Biological process (GO): translational elongation
Cellular component (GO): cytoplasm; nucleus
Molecular function (GO): translation elongation factor activity
Source: RefSeq, a predicted model, not a curated record